CUUGAACAUCCACCUGCGACUGCGCAGCGACGCACGACACACAGCACAUCAUGGCCUCCAAACUCGCGCCAAUGCUCCUCCGAGGGAGCCGGAGGGCUUUCCAAAGCGCGGUGAAAGAGCAGAGGAGGACAUUCCAGACAACGCGGAUAGCACAGAGCGCAUCUCUCAAUGUGCACCGCAACACGCCUGAGAACAACCCCGAUAUUCCCUUCAAGUUCAACAAGGUCAACGAGGAGUUGAUCAAGGAGGUCCUCUCGCGAUACCCUUCACAAUACAAGAAGGCCGCAGUCAUGCCCCUUCUCGAUCUCGGCCAGCGACAGCACGGAUUCACCAGCAUCAGCGUGAUGAACGAGGUUGCGCGGAUACUGGAGAUGCCUCCAAUGCGUGUCUACGAGGUGGCCACUUUCUAUACCAUGUACAACAGGAACCCUGUGGGCAAAUUCCAUGUUCAAUGCUGCACAACUACACCAUGCCAGCUCGGUGGCGUCGGCAGCGAUGUGAUCAUGAAGGCGAUCGAGGAGGAACUCGGCAUUCACCAUGGCGAGACAACCCCAGACAAGCUCUUCACCUUCACAGAGGUCGAGUGCUUGGGUGCGUGCGCAAACGCACCAAUGGUUCAGAUUAACGACGAUUACUACGAGGACCUGACUCCCGAGAAGACCAAGGAUCUCCUCCGAGCUUUGAGGGAGGCCGCAGAGAAGACGGGCGCAAGCGGCUGGGCGCCAGGCCUCGCAGGCGAUGCAGGCAAGGACAAAGUGUCAGGCGAGACAACAGGCUACCAAGUCAAGCAGGGCGGUCUCGGCUACGCCGCCCAAGGCGUAAAGAUUCCGGCACCUGGACCUCUGAGCGAGCGCAUUUCAUGUGAGAACUCGGCAGGCCGAACGAAUCUACUGGAGGAGCCACCCGCCAUCGAGACGAUAAUGAGGAAGGAUGGCGCGCUCUAGAAGCGAUGUAAAUAUGUAUAAGAACGCAAGCCCUGUUGCACACACACGACAGUACUUCCGGAGUGCAUGCAUGGACACGAGGAGCAAGCAUGUCAGCCACAUGUGAGGACCAAUGGGGAAGCCGACCAGAGAUUUCAGUUCCGAAUCAGCAGCUCGGCUCGCCUGUCCGUUGCAUUUAGCUGUUAGCUUCUCGAUCAAGAGGCGGUCUCACUGUGCUGUUGUGACUGCUGAAGUGCGCAGGUCGCGACGCCAUUCGCCAGAUGGGAGUUUCAUGCAAGCGCCACCAAGGAACGGGUAGGAGUUGGACGCGAAAUUCGUCCUGAAACCAAGCCGCUUUCCCCUAACCAGAACUCAAUUCUCGCGCUCGGACAACCACACUGAUGCAUACCAGCGAAAGCUAAGUACCAUGUUCGUGCCUAUCCUCAUCACUCGCCUGACUUGUGCAGUGCAGAGUCUGUCUAUCUUUACACCACCGCUCCCUGCGCAC
Molecule: messenger RNA, 1431 nt
Organism: Cercospora beticola
Lineage: Eukaryota; Fungi; Ascomycota; Dothideomycetes; Mycosphaerellales; Mycosphaerellaceae
Product: complex I 24 kDa subunit family protein
Molecular function (GO): oxidoreductase activity
Source: RefSeq, a predicted model, not a curated record